Messenger RNA from Colletotrichum orchidophilum, 381 nucleotides. RefSeq lists its product as uncharacterized. The coding region runs from base 1 to 381 and encodes 126 amino acids. The record is from RefSeq and is a predicted model, not a curated record. NCBI's taxonomy places the organism in Eukaryota, Fungi, Ascomycota, Sordariomycetes, Glomerellales, Glomerellaceae. The transcript is spliced from 4 exons.
AUGCUCAAUCGUUGGAAAGGAGCUCUCAUUGGGAUCCUCCUCAUAGAGUCCCUUGGCUCAGCUAUUGCUUUGCCUCCCCGAGUCAUUCUGCCCAGGUCGGAUCAACUUGCCUCUACUGACCAUCACAUUGAGCAACGAGAGAAUCUGGCUCCCUAUGCUGGACUCUUCAUUCGAGAUGACGACGACGAUGGCCCCUUGACGCCCCUCAAUGGGCCAAACCGGCUUGAUACCAAUACACUGGCGCCGGGUCCUCCUCCUCAGGUGGAUGAUGACGAUGAUGAUGACGACCAGCGUCGUCCUCAACAGACUCCUUCGCCACUAACCAAUCCGCCACCUGCAAUGGCCAUGGAGGAAGAGGAUGACGAUGACAUGGAUGACUGA